AUGUGGAGCUGCAAGAUGUUAAGAGGUACUGCCUCUUCUGGUGAGUUUUCAGUGCUAUCUGUGAGGAAAUGGUUGCUGUUAAGGUCUGGACCUAGGUUACCUGUUCCUAAGAUGAUUUGGAUUAAUGCAGCACCACCCAAAGCACAAUUUAUAAGUUGGUUGGCUCGGAGAGCUGCUAUGGAAUCUGUGGAUCAUCUCUUUGUGCAGUGUUUUCAGAUUUGGAAGGUUUGGGGAUGUAUGUUACAGUGGUGGAAUCUCUGUUGGGUUUCUCCUACUAUUGUGGAUGAAGUGCUAACUUGGUGGUUGGGAACUAAGCACAAAAAAUCUGUUAAGAAAAUUUGGUUGCUUGUACCAGUAGUAAUGUUGUGGUCCACUUGGAGGCUAAGAAAUGAGGUUGUGUUUAAUGGCAAGCAGCCAGAUAUGAAUGAGCUGUGUGAGGUGUUGAAAGUGAGAGUUGGGUUGUGGGUUAAGUCGUCCAAGCCUUCUGUCCAGUACUCUGUGCAUCAAAUUGUGGAAAAUCUGAGUCAAGUGAGGUUCUGUAUUUGA
This is a messenger RNA of Camellia sinensis, 546 nucleotides long. The record is from RefSeq and is a predicted model, not a curated record. Lineage: Eukaryota; Viridiplantae; Streptophyta; Magnoliopsida; Ericales; Theaceae.